This is a messenger RNA of Mizuhopecten yessoensis (Yesso scallop), 1818 nucleotides long. RefSeq names its product hexokinase-2-like. The transcript is spliced from 13 exons. Bases 164 to 1555 code for a protein of 463 amino acids. Lineage: Eukaryota; Metazoa; Mollusca; Bivalvia; Pectinida; Pectinidae. Gene Ontology annotation, cellular component: mitochondrion; cytosol. The record is from RefSeq and is a predicted model, not a curated record. Gene Ontology annotation, molecular function: fructokinase activity; glucokinase activity; D-glucose binding. Gene Ontology annotation, biological process: glucose 6-phosphate metabolic process; intracellular glucose homeostasis; glycolytic process.
UACACCUCUGACUUUUUCCUUAGUAGUGAAGGUGGAGAAGAUAGAGGACAGGGACUUGGUUUGACAAAUAUGUGUAGAGAUAAGAGCUAGGACUGUGUGGUAUAUCUACCUUGUGUGUUGCUUUGUAGACGACCUCUAUAUACUGGACACUUGGACAGACAUCAUGGAACCCUUAACAAAGAAGGCAAGGAUAGAGAGUAUAGCAACAGGCGACAAGAGGAAGAAGGUGGGUGCUGUGAUGGAGAGUCUGGUGCUAGAUGAUGCUAAGGUACACAGGAUUAUGACAGUAAUGGAAGAGCAGAUAAAUUUUGCAAAUAGUCCACGUGAGGAGGACAGAAAACGCUCUGACAUGUUCUGGGAGUGUACCUAUGUCCAAGGGCUCCUAAAGGGGGAUGAGGAAGGCGAUUACCUGGGUCUAGACCUAGGCAGUACGAAUUUCAGGGUGGUGAGAGUUACCUUCAAAAUGGGUGAGGCCAAAACCACCACCAAGUACUACAACCUGCCCCAGGAACUUCUCUCUGGGCCAGCAGACGGGGCUUUUGACCACAUUGCUGAUAGUAUAGAGAAAUUUAUCAAAGAAGAAAACAUGACAUCAGACAAAGCCAUUGCCCUGGGAUUCACAUUUUCCUUCCCAUCUGUACAGAAGAGUCUUAAACACAGUGUGCUAAUCACAUGGACAAAGAGUUUCAAGUGUACCACAGGCCCUGGGGAGGAUCCUGUCACCAUGUUAGAGGCGACCAUAAAGAGGAGGGGGGGCCUGUGCAUACCAGUUGAUGUGGUGGCCCGGAUCAGCGACACUACAGGAACACUGAUGGCUGGCAACUAUCUGGAUAGGAACUGUCGCAUUGGCCUCAUCAUAGGUUCUGGAUCAAAUGCCUGUUUUGUUGAACAAGCCAAAAACUUUAACAAAUUGGAAGCAGCCGAAAAAACAUCAGAUCAGAUUCUGGUGAAUUGUGAAUGGGGAGCGUUUGGAGAUAAUGGCUGUUUAAAUUUCUUCAAGACAGAAUUCGACAAGGAACUGGACCUGAAUUCUAACCAUGUCAACUCUUACACGUUUGAGAAACUGUUUGGUGGAUUCUACCUUGGUGAACUUGUCCGCCUGGUGUUGGUGAAACUGACCAGAGAAGGCUUACUGUUUAAAGGUCAGGAGUCACCCAAGCUCAUGUGCAAAGGAAGCUGGCCAACCUCCUAUGUGACAGAGGUGGAGAGUGACUGCCCAGGGGAGAUGAGUCACACUCGUGGAGUGCUACAGAAACUGGACCUAGCGGCAGAGGCCGAUGACAUAGCAAUAGUCCAGGAGGCCUGUGCCCUUGUCUCUCAGCGUGGAGCAUACAUUGUGUCUGCAGCUUGUGCUGUUCUGUUAAACCACAUUGACCUGCUAGAAGUCACCAUAGGAAUUGAUGGCUCGGUGUACGAACACCAUCCCCGUUUCCAUGGUUACAUGAUGGAGUUAUUUGAAAAACUUGUUCCAAAAACAAAGGUGAAAAUCAUAUUGGUCAAAGAUGGCAGUGGUCAAGGAGGAGCAUUUGUAGCUGCUGUUGGGUCAAGGUCAUGACCUUGUCUUGCGAUUCUAUAAAUCAAUAAAGAAAAAGACAAGAUAGGACAAACUUUUCACUGACAUAGAUAUACAAUUAGAGAUAGAAGCUGUCCUGAUAUCAUCUAUACUUUACAAAACUUAAAUACAGGAGUAUGAUCAGCUCAGCACAGGCAAUGCACAACCAUGCUUAUUUGUAUACCCCCCCCCCCCUCCUCUCAUCGCAAACAAACUUUGAGGUUAUAUAGGUAAACGAAAUUUGUGACUUUCAGUAAUAAAAAAAA